AUGAACGAGUAUGACGUUAUUCUUAACACAAACACACAAGGACCUACCCGGCUACUUGACUUUGCAAAGAAAUGCAAGAGGCUCAAGCUUUUUCUGCAUUUCUCCACUGUGUAUGUCACUGGAGAUAGAGAAGGAAUAAUUUUGGAAAAGCCUUUCUGCAUGGCAAAAAGCAUUGCAGAGGAGAAGAUAACAUCUGAACCCUCAGCAUUCUUCGUCUCUUCCUUGGAUGUCAAUGAUGAAAUCAAGUUGGCUGACAGAGUAGUGGAAUCUCUUCGUAAUGAUAAAGUAGCACAAGCACAAAAAAUGAAAGAUUUGGGAAUGGAGAGGGCAAAGAUCUAUGGUUGGCGAAACACCUAUGAAAUGGCCAAGGCUAUGGGGGAGAUGUUGCUAAUAGACAGCAAAAGAUCAGAGACCUUCUCACUAGUUCCUGUGGACAUGGUAGUGAAUGCUGCAAUAGCUGCAAUGGCAAAGCAUGGGGUUGCAGAAAAAUCAGAAAUACAUGUUUAUCACAUUGGAUCAUCAGUUGAAAAUCCGGUUUCUCUUCAAAGGAUCCUCAACUUCUUUUAUGAUCAUUUCACUACUGCACCAUUGUUGGGCUCCAAGGAGAAGAAAAGUGGCAUCGCACCUAUGAAGCUUUUUGGUUCCGUGGAUAGUUUCUCCAGUUACAUGAGAAAUGAAAUAGUUCUGCAAAGUUGGAUCCUACGUUACAUCUCAAUAUUCAAAUGGAAUGCAACAGAAGACCGAAACGAUCUAUGCAAUUGGCUAAACUAUCCGAGCCAUUUUUGUUCUAUAAAGGAAGGCUCUCCUGAAAACCCAAACAUAGCUGGCAAACCUAAUUCUAAUUUUCAGAUGUGA
Messenger RNA from Dovyalis caffra, 855 nucleotides. Lineage: Eukaryota; Viridiplantae; Streptophyta; Magnoliopsida; Malpighiales; Salicaceae. The record is from the annotation of a GenBank genome assembly.